Zingiber officinale is the source of this 1120-nucleotide messenger RNA. RefSeq names its product aquaporin NIP2-1-like. Gene Ontology annotation, cellular component: membrane. Gene Ontology annotation, biological process: transmembrane transport. The coding region runs from base 106 to 969 and encodes 287 amino acids. The transcript is spliced from 5 exons. Lineage: Eukaryota; Viridiplantae; Streptophyta; Magnoliopsida; Zingiberales; Zingiberaceae. Gene Ontology annotation, molecular function: channel activity. The record is from RefSeq and is a predicted model, not a curated record.
UGUUUGUUGUGGCAUCCUCUUCCCCACUAUAAAUAGCACCCAACAAAGACAGAGGAAGACCACACCUUGUGGAGCCUUCCUCAAAGAAGAGAUCUUCAAGUGGACAUGGCUUCUCACAACCCUAAUGAGAUCCAUGACAUUUCGGUGGCCGCCUCGCAAACCUCCUCCACCUCUCCCCUCUCCGGCCAUCUUCUCCCUCCCUUCCUCGCAAGAAAGGUGGUUUCUGAGAUGAUUGCCACUUUCUUACUUGUGUUUGUCACCUGUGGUUCUGCUGCCCUGAGCAAGAGCAACCCAAGCCUGGUCUCCCAGCUCGGAGCCUCGGUCGCCGGCGGACUGAUUGUCACGGUCAUGAUCUAUGCCGUCGGCCACAUCUCCGGCGCUCACAUGAACCCCGCCGUCACCUUGGCCUUCGCCGUCUCCCGGCAUUUCCCAUGGAUACAAGUCCCCUUUUAUAUGGCCGCUCAAAUCUUUGGUGCUUUGAUUGCGUCCUUCGUCCUCCUAGAGGUGUUGCAUCCGAUCACGAAUUUGGGAACGACGGCACCGGCCGGUGCGGCAUCGAAGGCCUUGGUGGUUGAAAUCGUUGUCACGUUUUGUAUGAUGUUUGUGACUUCGGCCGUAGCAACCGAUACAAAAGCUAUAGGAGAGUUGGCCGGUUUAGCUGUUGGUUCUUCAGUAUGCAUAACCUCCAUUUUAGCUGGGCCGAUCUCAGGUGGUUCGAUGAACCCAGCGAGGACGCUCGGACCGGCCGUGGCGAGCAAGAAGUUCGACUCGAUUUGGGUCUAUUUUAUUGGGCCUGUUCUGGGAACCUUAAUGGGCUCAUUAUCCUACAACUUCAUAAGGCUGAAUGAGAAGCCCACUUCGGCCCAAACCGACGGCGGUAGUAGCCACAAGUACAAGCUCCCCUCCUUCAAACUUCGCAGGCUUCAGAGCCCGGAAAUGGCCAGCAAUAAUUCCUACGAUAAUAUCUGAUAAUUAAUCAAUUCGGACGACGAAAUUUUGCUAGAAAUUAAUUUCGUCAUAUAUAAAUAUAUUAAAAAUAUUUUCCAUUAUGUUAAUAUAUUUAGUCCAUGUAAUGCAGGAAGAUAAUGUAAUAUCCAGUACUAAUUUUUCUGCUUGAGUA